Anopheles nili is the source of this 603-nucleotide messenger RNA. It is a transcript of the gene Bug22, whose product is annotated as cilia- and flagella-associated protein 20. Gene Ontology annotation, cellular component: ciliary basal body; motile cilium. The coding region runs from base 1 to 603 and encodes 200 amino acids. The transcript is spliced from 2 exons. Gene Ontology annotation, biological process: positive regulation of cell motility; regulation of cilium beat frequency involved in ciliary motility; cilium assembly. NCBI's taxonomy places the organism in Eukaryota, Metazoa, Arthropoda, Insecta, Diptera, Culicidae. The record is from RefSeq and is a predicted model, not a curated record.
AUGUUCAAAAACACUUUUCAGUCGGGUUUCCUGUCGAUACUGUACAGUAUCGGUAGCAAACCGCUCCAAAUCUGGGACAAAAAGGUCCGCAAUGGGCACAUCAAGCGCAUCACCGACCAGGACAUCCAGUCUUUGGUGUUGGAAAUUAUCGGCACCAACGUUAGCACGACGUACAUUACCUGCCCGGCGGACCCCAAAAAGACCCUCGGCAUAAAGUUGCCCUUUCUGGUGAUGAUUAUCAAAAAUCUGAAGAAAUACUUCACGUUCGAGGUGCAGGUGCUGGACGAUAAAAACGUACGCCGACGGUUUCGGGCCAGCAACUACCAGUCGACAACGCGCGUUAAACCAUUCAUCUGUACCAUGCCGAUGCGGCUCGAUGAGGGCUGGAACCAGAUCCAGUUCAAUCUGUCGGAUUUCACACGCCGUGCGUACGGUACGAACUACGUGGAGACGUUGCGUGUGCAGAUACACGCCAACUGCCGAAUACGCCGCGUGUACUUCUCCGAUCGAUUGUACUCCGAGGACGAGCUGCCGGCGGAGUUCAAGCUGUUCCUGCCAAUUCAAAAGCCCCAGUCGAAGGCUAUCGCCCAGCAAGCCUGCUAA